UCACUCCAUAAAGCUCAACCACUUUUCCGGCAAACAUGCUUUCUCCGAAAGUUCUCCUUAUCUCCGCCGUCCUUCUUUUCAUGGCGUUGGGAAUUAAGGUCUCUAUUCCAUUCGCUACCACCCAACUCUCUCUCCUCUGGAGCUUCUUCCUCACGUGUUUGAAGCCUCUUUACCUCUACAUCAUUAUCAACACCAUCAUCAUCUCCAUCGUCGCCUCCUCCAUGUACCACCGACCGGAGACAACUCCCCCGCCCCUCCCUGCUUAUAAGAUGACAUCUCCACCGUCGACGCGGGUUCGGAAGGUGAAGCCCGUGCUGGUCGAAGAACAAGAGGAGGAGGAGAAAGCAAUCGAUCCAGGAAUGCCGCUUAUGAGGAUGGACUCGACGGAGUUUCCACCGGAAUAUCCAUCGCCGACGGAGAAACCUCUCAUUUCUGCUAAGUUCGGUCACCGGAAAACCCUCAAAUCGAAUACUGAAGGUGGAAGGGCGUUGAGGGUGGCAAGGCCGAAACGGCACGAGACGUUUGAGAACACGUGGAAGACUAUAACGGAAGGUCGACCAAUGCCGUUAAGGAGACACAUGAAAAAGUGUAACACGUGGCAAAACCGCGGCAGCACGGGCCCACUGGAGUCAACUCCUGUGACUGUGGAGAAAUCUGAGACGUUCAAUGAUCGGACCAAUCAGGCUGAAGUGUCUGUGUCUGUGCCUGUGUCUGGUGGGAAGCUGCUGAGGAAAGAGCCGUCGCUUAGUCAAGACGAGUUGAAUCGGCGCGUGGAAGCGUUCAUAAAAAAGUUCAACCACGAUAUGAGGUUGGAAAGACAAAAAUCCUUAAAUCGGCUCAUGCAGAUGAAUGAGAUGACCGACUGAGGUACAUAGGGUAUAUAGUUUUGGAAACCUAUUUUCUAGGAAUAUAUAUAUAUAUAUAUUUGCCAGAAAGAAAAUAAAUGCAGAUAUUUCAAAAAGUGUAGAGUAGCGUAUAUAGUCUUUGCCGUAUAAGUUUAUGGUUGAGUUAAGAGUCAUAGUCAUGAUCACUUUUUUAUUUUUUUUAUUUUUUUCUAUGGUCCACAUAUGAAAAAUGUGGUUCAAGUUCAUCAUAUAUAUAUAAGGAAAGAAAUACACACACAAAAUCUUAUAUAUGGGGAGGGAACUUAAGGAUAUUAUUGUUCUCUGAUUAAUAGCAAGAAUGGACGUAUGUGAUGUAGAAUUUGACAUUUUAUUAGUUUUCUUUCUUAUGAUUUGUUCAGUUUUUUAAGCAUGUCUCUUGUUAUGUACAUGAUUUCACUGGCC
This is a messenger RNA of Gastrolobium bilobum, 1286 nucleotides long. RefSeq lists its product as uncharacterized. The record is from RefSeq and is a predicted model, not a curated record. The transcript has 2 exons. NCBI's taxonomy places the organism in Eukaryota, Viridiplantae, Streptophyta, Magnoliopsida, Fabales, Fabaceae. The coding region runs from base 36 to 866 and encodes 276 amino acids.